Punica granatum (pomegranate) is the source of this 886-nucleotide messenger RNA. The record is from RefSeq and is a predicted model, not a curated record. Lineage: Eukaryota; Viridiplantae; Streptophyta; Magnoliopsida; Myrtales; Lythraceae.
CUUCUUCAUAUAAAUCUUCCAUUGCAGUUUAUCCAAUAAAAGAAAGACUUCCAUUGCAAACAAUUUUGCCGACAGCCUAGCUUCCUUCUCUACUCUACGCACUUGACUGACGACAAUGCCGAGAAAGAGCUCGAAUGCCGGACGGAAGGUGUGGAGCCUGCUGCGGGUCAUACUGUUCUGGGCCCGGAAGGGCGGGGUCUUCAGGAGGCGGCUCAUGGUGGAGCUCCAGCUCGUGCCUAAGUUCCUGAAGAACAUCGGACACAUCAACAGCCGUCGGAGGAAUGACCAGAUCGGUUACAUAAGGGAGUAUGAGCUCUCUUUUGAUAAGACUCCCGUGGUCCACGUUCAGAUGCACCGGCCCCACUCUAUGCGGUUCCUCGUGCCCCGCAUCCCCUGCAUUAAUCCUCAAAUUGAAUUCGAUUAUGAUUUUGAUGAAGAGGGCGGCGCUGAUGUUGCUUAUGGGUGUGAAUCAUGCGAUAGUGUGAGGAAAAGCUUCAUUGAAGAUGGAGGGUUUGAUUAUGAGGAGAACGAUGAAGGCGAAGAUAUUGACCUCAGAGCCGAGGAGUUCAUUGCCAAGUUCUACGAGCAGAUGAAGCUUCAAAGGCAGAUCUCAUACUUGCAAUACAAUCAAUGAGAAUUGUCACUGAUCAUCCAAAUCCCGGAAAAUGCAUUGUGCUAGCUCAUCAUACGUACAUUCAUGUUCGGGUCCUGGCCUGUCGAUACUUUUAACUCUUUCGGUGAUAUAGUUUUGUAGACAUUGUUUCUUUGCGGUACUAUAUUGUAUAUACUGAGAAUUCAUCAUAUUGAGUUCAAAGUGUUCUUAUAUAAUUUGACGAUGAUUUUGAUAUGGAUGCAAUUCAGUUAUCACCUGCUCCUUAAGAAACUA